UCUCUCUGGAACCCAAAGAAAUGACGUUUGCAGCAGCCGGGGCCAACCUCAAUCCUAAAACUGUGUAUCAUAUUGCGGGAAUUCCUGUCGAAUUCCCGUACAAGCCGUACGGGACGCAGUUCACCUUCAUGUACAGAGUCAUAUCAACCCUGGAUCGAGCUCAGAAAGACGGACAUUGUCACGCCUUGCUCGAGUCGCCCACCGGUACCGGCAAAUCGCUAUCGCUUCUGUGCUCCACUCUGGCCUGGCAACAGAAGUAUAAGCUCAAGAAUCUCCAAGGCUGUUUGUCUCACUCCACACCUGCACCGGAGGCCACCACCGAUCCUCUCGGUCACGGCGGUGGUUUUAUCCCUGAAACGCAACCUUCAAGCGUUCCACCAUCAGGGAUUUCAGAGCCACCUCAACAAUCAGCGAAUGGCAAGAAUAAGAAGAAAAAGUUGGCUCCUACGAUAUAUUAUGCUUCGAGGACACAUUCACAAAUUUCUCAAGUGCUUCGUGAAUACAGGAAAACUUCUUACCGAGUGCCAAUGGCAGUAUUGGCUUCAAGGAAAAAUUAUUGCACAAAUCCACAUGUUCUUGGGAAGGAGAAUGUUGAUGAAGAAUGCAAGCUGCUUUUGAGCAAUCGAGAGGAAGGAUGUUUUGAAUUUAAAAAUAUGCAUAAAGUCAAAUGUCAUCCCUCACUUCAGAAAGGAGGCUGCCAUGAGGUCCAUGAUAUUGAAGAUCUUGUCAAAGUUGGACAAAUAGUUAAAGGAUGUGCAUACUAUGCUGCACGUUCCAUGGCUGAUGAUGCACAAUUAGUUUUUUGCCCGUAUAGCUACAUCAUCAAUCCUGUUAUUCGAGGAGCAAUGGAUGUAGACAUUAAAGGGGCCAUUAUAGUUCUUGAUGAAGCUCACAAUAUAGAGGAUAUUGCUCGCGAUGCUGGUAGUGUGAAUCUUGAAGAAGAUGCUUUGCUCAAAUUGCAGAUGGAACUAGAGCAGCUCUACAUGAUCGACGCCACAAUUUACCAACCACUGUAUGAAAUGACACAGGACCUAAUAGGUUGGAUUGAGCAGAGGAAAAGCACAUUAGAAAAGCAUGAAUUUCAGCACUACUUCUCCUCCUGGACUGGUGACAAGGCAUUAAGACAACUGCAAGAAGCUAACAUUUCACAACAAUGCUUCCCCAUCUUGCUAGAUUGUGCAACAAAGGCAAUCAAAGCUGCUUCAGAUACAGAGUCCGCCGAACCUCAUUUAAGUGGCAUGUCUGUCAUAACCUUGGAAGGGCUGUUCUCUUCACUGACAUAUUUCUUCUCAAGGAAUGGUUCUCACAUAUUUGAUUAUCAGCUUGCUCUGCAAAGAUAUGUUAAAAAGGAUGGCAAAAAUGCUUUUGGCAGUUGGACAUGUUCUUUAAGUUUGUGGUGCUUGAAUCCAGCGGUUGUUUUCAGAGACAUUGCUGAACUUUCAUUGUCUGUCAUUUUAACAUCUGGGACAUUGUCACCAAUGAAUUCCUUCUCAUCUGAACUUGGAGUUCAGUUUGGAAACUGUUUGGAGGCUCCUCAUGUUAUUGAUGUUAAAUCCCAGGUGUGGUCUGCUAUAAUCUCCCAUGGUCCAGGUAAUAAUCGAUUGGAUGCAACUUACAAAACAGCAGACACAUAUGCUUUCCAGGAUGAACUCGGCAAAUCCUUAGAAGAAAUUUGCAAGAUUGUUCCAGGUGGCUCUCUGAUUUUUUUCCCUAGUUACAAGCUGAUGGAGAAACUUUGCAAGCGUUGGCGUGAAACUGGCCAAUGGUCACGGCUUAAUGCAAGAAAGCACCUUUUUGUUGAGCCAAGAGGAGGUAAUCAGGAAGAAUUUGACACUGUUCUGAAAGGUUAUUAUGAUUCAGUGUCUCGAGGCAAGAAACCUGGUCUUGGGAGAAAGAGAAGGAUUGAAAAAGCAGAUCACAAUGCAAUUGAGUCCACAGAAGUUACUAACCGUGAAGGUGCUGCUUUUCUUGCAGUUUUCCGAGGAAAGGUCUCAGAAGGCAUAGAUUUUGCUGAUGAUAAUGCUAGAGUGGUGAUAGUUGUUGGCAUUCCCUUUCCAAAUAUAAAUGAUAUUCAGAUUGCUUUAAAGAAGAAAUAUAAUAACACUUACAAAUCAUCUAAAAACCUUCUCAGUGGAAGUGAGUGGUACUGCCACCAAGCCUUCAGAGCUCUAAAUCAAGCUCUUGGACGCUGUAUACGUCAUAAAUUUGACUAUGGAGCCAUCAUCCUAUUAGAUUCACGUUUUCAAGAAGAAAAGAAUAGAGAGUACAUUUCAAAGUGGCUAAGGCCAUCCAUUAGAAGCUACAAAAGUUUUGAGAAGUCAUUAGAGGAGCUAAGAUCAUUUUUCAGAGAUGUCAAGGACCUGGUUAGCAAGAACAAGCAACUACUUCCUUUGGCAAAAUACAAUGCCACCUUUCCCCAAAUGAAGCCUCAAAUUGAUCUUGCAAUUCAAACAAGUGUGCAAGUAGAGAAGGACAAGAAGACAUGCAUGGAAUAUAUUGAUCUAGAACGUAGCUCUCCAAAAGAUUCCCGGUGUUUGCAGACUUUACCUAUGACAUUUUCCAAUGAAGAUCCAGAUUUACUCAUGGUCAAGGAAACACCUUUUGUGGAUUCCAGUAUCUCUCUUGCUAGUCCUAGUUCGUUAUCUAAGGAUGGGAACUCUGGUUCAACUAUAAUUCAGGCCUCAACUAAGUCUUCGGAUCAAUUUUUAAUUCAUCCAAUGUCUUCAACAAGCCUGAAUGAAGUUCCUUCCACUUAUGACUCUGUGACAAUGUUCACCCCUGAAAAAGACGUCAAUCAAAACACCUCCAGCCUGAUACCAAAAAUAGAAUCACCUUCAAAUCUUAGUGUUUGUUCUUAUAUUCAUAAAAGGAGCGAAUCUAUGGGUUCACCUUUCAUUAACCUUGAUAAUGAAGAAGGAACUGAUACUCCUCCACAAAUUCCAGGUUCUAUGAGUUUCAAGAAUAACUUACUAGCGAACAGGCGCAGAAUUGAAUUUGGUUAUGAGACUUGUUCAGCAGAAAACAAACCCAAGAAAUCAAAUGUUCCUCAGUCAUUGGCAACCGACAAUACUGUUUUUUCUUGUCCUACUAUGGAUAAAAGAUUACAAAUUUCUUGUUUACUCUGCAGAAGCCCUUUAGGCCGCCCUGAAAAUCAUCUGUAUCUCAGUUGCUCGUUGACUGUGUCAUCAAAAGUUUACCUGUUAUCUCUUAUAAAAGAGAGAUUCAUUUGUUGUGCUUCAAAUACACUAACAACUGUACCAGUUAUAAUAACUGACAUUUCAUCGGUUGAUCUGAGACUCUGCAAUAGAACUCUUGGAGGUGACAGAGGACAGGGCAUUUGGCAUGAAGAUGAUGGGUGUGUAUUCAAUAAUGUCUUUUGCCCCUUCUGCAGUAGCUGUAACAAUUGUCUUGGUGUGCAAAUCAAAGCAGCUGAUGAAAACAAUGUUAAGUGGCUAAACAAGAUACUGCUUUUCACUGAUUGUGUGGAAAUUAGAAAUACUGAAGCAGCAGAGGACAAGGCAGCAAAGGAUAAAGAUUUGUCGCAGGUUGAUGCCUCAACCAUGGACAAGACUGCCAUUUUAAAUUCCAUUGAUAAGUUUGCAUAUUCUCCUAAGCAGCCAGACUUGGGAGGGUGGAGGACUACAAAAUCAAAGCUAAAACUUUCUAAGAGGAGGGGUUAAUGAUAGCUUUACCAUACUAAACUCUUCGGUUUUUUGUAAAGCCUUGCUUAAUGAGAUGUUGGUUCUUGCAAGACGUACAUUUUGGUGGAUUGACCGUCUCGGUCCUAUUUUUAUACCUUAGAGCAAAACCAGCUGGAGCAACAGGUAUAUUCUUCCUGGCCUAAUUUAUGAAGCUGAGGUUGCUGUCUGUUGAUAAGCCGUUUGAUAGGACAUUUGUUGUGGUAUUGGUUUUGCUCUCAUAGUUUUGUAGUUCCAGAAUGGAUAUGACCUGUAUAUUUCUCUAGGGAGUUUUUUGAUUUGUAUAUAUAGAAAUGAUUUACGAGGCCACAAGAAUGCAAGAUGAAUUGUUUCAUCAACUGAAGGUGUAAAUGUCAUUCGAUAUCAAAGUAUUUGCUUA
Theobroma umbraticum is the source of this 4077-nucleotide messenger RNA. RefSeq names its product RAD3-like DNA-binding helicase protein. NCBI's taxonomy places the organism in Eukaryota, Viridiplantae, Streptophyta, Magnoliopsida, Malvales, Malvaceae. Gene Ontology annotation, molecular function: DNA binding; ATP binding; DNA helicase activity. Gene Ontology annotation, cellular component: nucleus. The record is from RefSeq and is a predicted model, not a curated record. Gene Ontology annotation, biological process: double-strand break repair involved in meiotic recombination; nucleotide-excision repair.